AUGUGGACAAGGAAGCACAAAUACGUUCACCAGGAGAAUAUUGUUGUGGAAGGCAACUGUAGUGCUAUGAUACAGAAGAUCCUUCCACCAAAACACAAGGACACUAGAAGUGUGACUUUUCCUUGUUCAAUAGGUGAAGUCACGGUGGGAAAGACUCUCAUUGACUUGGGAGCCAGUAUCAACUUAAUGCCACUCUCCAUGUGUAGAAGGUUGGGAGAGUUGGAAAUCAUGCACACCAGAAUGACUUUACAACUUGCUAAUCGAUCCAUCACAAGGCCUUAUGGGGUAAUUGAAGAUGUUCUAAUAAGAGUUAAGCAGAUGAUCUUUCUAGCUGACUUUGUGGUCAUGGAUUUGGAGGAAGACCAUGAGGUUCCCAUCAUUUUGGGACGACCCUUUAUGUUAACUACAAGCUGUGUAGUUGACAUGGGUAGAAAGACAUUGGAAAUGGGUUUUAAAGAUCAGAAGAUCAAUUUUGAUCUAUUUGAAGAAGACAAGCCUAUGUCGGAUUAG
Messenger RNA from Glycine soja, 510 nucleotides. RefSeq lists its product as uncharacterized. The transcript has a single exon. The coding region runs from base 1 to 510 and encodes 169 amino acids. Lineage: Eukaryota; Viridiplantae; Streptophyta; Magnoliopsida; Fabales; Fabaceae. The record is from RefSeq and is a predicted model, not a curated record.